AUGACUGAGCCAAAUAGUGGAGGUGGAUCAUACUUUGUCGAACAUUUCAGUCGUUACAACUUGACCAUAUUGGACAAGUUGGCGACAUCCAACUACACAACAGGUUGUGAGGAUGCUGAACAAGCUGCCCAACAGAUUCUCAACCCACCAAUCGUCACAUUAUCAUGUAAACCACCAUUACUACAAUAUAAUGGUACUGACCGGCAGUAUGCCCUGGACACUGGAGUCUACUUCACCACGAACAACUCAAACUGCGUGGUCAAUUGUCCAGCACCAAUAUUCACACUUAGAGAAUGGAGUAGGAUAUUCACAUUGUCCGAAGUGUUAUCGUAUUUAUCAUUCAUAACAUCUUUAUUCAUGGUGAUCACUUAUGGAAUACUCAACAAGAAGAAGACAAGAUUUGACAGAAUCAACUUAUGUUUCCUGGUAUCACUGUUGAUGAUGAGUGUAUCUGGAAUGAUUGUUUCGAUAAAUGGCACCGAGAAGACUGUAUGUCCAACAGUAUAUCGAAGUGCCACAUUUUCAGACGCCCCAUGUACAGCAUCAGCAUUCAUUCUCCACAUCUUUGCACUUAGUUCCAUCCAAUGGUGGGCAAUCAUUGCAUUUGAAGUAUGGUUCACAAUCAGGAAAGUUGGAGCAUUCCAAAAAGAUAUGAUGAAAUAUUAUCUACCGGUUACUAUUUCACUUUCAUUGAUAUUCCCUAUCAUUGCCCUGGCAAGGAAGAGAUAUCAUGCUGGUAUUGGAAAUGUAUUCUGUUGGUUGGAUAGUAGUGCAUAUCAAACUGCAUUAUUCUUUGUACCAAUGGGAUUAUUCCUUCUGAUUGGUGCAGUAUUCAUGAUCCUACUCAUGUAUGAGAUCUAUAAGAUUGUAUCAGCGACAUCAACAUCAAAAGGAAAGAAUGCUAGUAUUGAGAUACUCAAAAUGGAGAUUAGACCGAUUGUUGGCAUUGUAUUAUAUUUCUCAUUGUUCAUAUCAACAGUGCCACUAUGGUUUGAAUGUGCCUUGAGGGCAGCUGAUCCUUAUGAAUGUACGGUGAAGGGACCAACAGCAGCAGGAAUUGGAUACUUCAUCUUUUGUGUGCGAAUCUGUGCCAUCUAUGCAUUCCUACUCAGUGGACUAUCAAAGAGAACGUUUGAAAUCUGGCGAUCAUCAUUCCUCUUGAACAACAAGUUGUUCAAGCUUAUCUCCACCAAGGUGUUAUCAAUGGCAUCUACAACCUUCAACGGAUCCUCCAAGAAUGAUACCAUCCCAUCAGCUCCAUCACAUAUUGUCGACUCCCGUAAUUCAAUUGACACAUACUCUGCAGUCGUUGAGUUAUAG
Molecule: messenger RNA, 1320 nt
Organism: Acytostelium subglobosum LB1
Lineage: Eukaryota; Evosea; Eumycetozoa; Acytosteliales; Acytosteliaceae
Exons: 4
Coding region: 1-1320 (439 amino acids)
Biological process (GO): cell surface receptor signaling pathway
Cellular component (GO): membrane
Molecular function (GO): transmembrane signaling receptor activity
Source: RefSeq, a predicted model, not a curated record